Didymodactylos carnosus is the source of this 1221-nucleotide messenger RNA. The record is from the annotation of a GenBank genome assembly. Lineage: Eukaryota; Metazoa; Rotifera; Eurotatoria; Philodinida; Philodinidae.
AUGAUGAGUGAUCGAUGCUCAAAUUCCUAUUGUAUUGGUCCACCACCAUUAUUUUCCCUUCGGCCACCACCCAAACCGCCAACAUUUGAACAAUUUCAAAUUGAAAUAUUCAAUGGUCAAUGUCUUCAUCGACCAUUAAUUGUACAAAAUAUAAAUGGAAAUAGUGUUAACGGUCGAAUUUAUCCUUCAUCACAUCAAACUUUGCCCUCUGAAAAAACGAAUUGGAUCAAUGUAUUUUUAUUAAUAUUAGCCUUGAUUAGCAUUAUAUGUUGUAUAAUUAUUGCUACAUUUAUCUUCAUUUGUCUUCGGAAAUUAAAAAAAGAAGAAAAGCAGUAUAAAAGUUAUGUUAUGGGCUCAUUAAUUUCACGGAAAAGUGCAACAACUAGCAAUGAAGAUCAUACUAUCAAGUGUGCAUCAGGAUGUUAUGAAGAAUAUCAUCAAAUUGUUCAUCCCAUGUGUUCUAGUCAAUCACCACCUCCUUCAACAUCCACAUCAAAUAUCUUUCAUCAAAGUUAUUCUAUACCAUCUAAUACGAUUCAUCGUUGUCGAUCUCGCACAUCCAUUGAUCAUCACCAAUACGAAUGUAUCCCCGAACAUUAUCUAUUUGCUACCAUGAGUCGAAAACCUCCGACUACUAAUAAUAAUAAUGUUUCAUGUGAUUAUAAUAACUGUUGUUCAAAUACUCUCGUAAAGCAUUAUCAUAUUUGUCAUUAUCAACAACAUAAUGCUAAAUCAGCAAAUCAACAUACGGAUAUGACUCGUCCUAUUUCCUGUAUUCCUUAUACAGCGUUUUCUCGCAUUAUUAAACAACCUCAGCAACCAUCAGUCGAUAUUCAUUCAUCACCACCACUGCCUUUAGAAACAAAUGAGCAAUCAACGAGUAAUAGUUGUGCAUCAGAUAAUUUCAGUCGUUGUACAUGUUCAACUCGGACACCACCAAACGACAAUUCACAAAUAUGUUCAACGUGUAAUCCAAAUGAGUCAACAUCAUUACUUCUAGUAGAACAGCCACAACAACAAAAAGACAAACAUUUGACACCAAAUAUAAAUCCAUUUAUUUCAACUCCAACUGAAUCGACAACAGCAGAUAAAAAGAAAAGUAAUUCAUCGUUAAUUGUCGGUGGAAUGAUGAUCGGAUGGACACGGAGACAACGAAAAUCAUCCACUACAGAAAAUCGAAAAAGCUUCUUAUCGACGUUGGGAAAAUCAGCUGUACAAUAA